This is a messenger RNA of Suhomyces tanzawaensis NRRL Y-17324, 712 nucleotides long. Its product is annotated as rRNA-processing protein. NCBI's taxonomy places the organism in Eukaryota, Fungi, Ascomycota, Pichiomycetes, Serinales, Debaryomycetaceae. The record is from RefSeq and is a predicted model, not a curated record. The coding region runs from base 64 to 633 and encodes 189 amino acids. Gene Ontology annotation, cellular component: nucleolus; small-subunit processome. The transcript has a single exon.
AAAUUUUCAGCUCAUCUCAAAACCAUCAUCCUAAUCCAUUAGCAUCAAUAUCACACAGCCAAUAUGGGUAAAGCUAAGAAGACCAGAAAGUUCGCCUUGAUGAAAAGGACGUUGAGCCAGAAAGACGCUCGUUUGAAAGAUAAGUCGGGCCAACCCAAAAAGAAGGAAGAUGAUCCAGAACUCACCAAGAGUGUUCCCCAAGUGUCAUCGGCACUUUUCUUCAAGUUCAACCAAGCUAUCAAGCCUCCAUACCAAGUACUCAUAGAUACCAACUUCAUUAACUUCUCCAUCCAGAAGAAAAUCGACAUAGUGAGAGGAUUAAUGGACUGCUUGAUGGCAAAGUGUAUUCCGAUCAUAACUGACUGUGUGAUGGCCGAAUUGGAAAAGUUGGGUCCAAAGUACAGAAUUGCAUUGAAGUUGGCCAAAGAUCCCAGAAUCCAAAGACUCAGCUGUUCCCACGGUGGCACCUACGCCGAUGACUGUUUGGUGAACAGAGUCAUACAGCACAAGUGUUACAUUGUGGCUACCAAUGAUGCUGAUUUGAAGCGUAGAAUUAGAAAGGUUCCAGGUAUUCCGCUCUUGAGUGUGGGUGGCCACGCUUACGUAGUGGAAAGAUUGCCUGAUGUAUUUUAGGUGUAUAUUCCCUGGUUGGACAUAUAAUAUACGUGUGGAGGGCGCGAAGGUAAUCGCACAACCACAAACACACUCGAAU